CAGCGGGAGGGAGGGACAGGAAGGCGUGGCUCGGCUGUCUGCGGCGUUAUAAGGCGGUGGUGGUGAAGGCGUAGCACCAUUCCCGCCCUUGCCGCCCUCUCACCUCCGCCCUCGCCGCCCUCACACCACCGCUACCGCCAACACCAUGAAGUGCUUCGUGCUUGCUCUGCUCGGCCUGGUCGCCCUGGUCGCCGCACGCCCCGAAAAUGUGUUCGACCUGGACUUGGACGACAUCCACCAGGACAUGGACAUCUCUGACGACACCACCAUCACCGGCACCUACCGCUGGAGGUCCCCCGAGGGCGACGAGUACUUCGUGCGCUACAUCGCCGACGAGGACGGCUACCGCGUGUUGGAGUCCAACGCCGUGCCCGUCACCGCCGACGGCACGCCCGCCAACGGCGCCCAGGGAGCCUUCUCCUCCGAGGAGGACGACGACAGCCGAUUUGAUUAAGUUCCUCAACGACCAGACCGACCACCACGCUCGACGACCUCUCCAAUCACACGGCCCGCAGGAACCAGACUGUCUCCACGCGCCGCCGCCGCGCCUGUGCCUGCAGCCUUCCUCUCCCCUGAGGCAUGACGCGCGGCACAGCAUCCUGGCGCCUCGACGACCAGCAGGCCGCGGUGCCACAUCCUCCCGCUAUUGUUUUUUCUUCCUCUUACUGUCUUCUUCAGUAUUUUUAGGAAAUAUACUUUCCGAAAACCAA
This is a messenger RNA of Scylla paramamosain (green mud crab), 710 nucleotides long. RefSeq lists its product as uncharacterized. Lineage: Eukaryota; Metazoa; Arthropoda; Malacostraca; Decapoda; Portunidae. The transcript has 2 exons. The record is from RefSeq and is a predicted model, not a curated record. The coding region runs from base 146 to 454 and encodes 102 amino acids.